CUUACAUCCUCUGACAGGACGAAAACAAGCGCAGAUCAAUCUCUGGUACUCCUGAAUAGGACCCUCAUCCACAGACUAGUCCUCGCAGCUAUGGGCUGAAGUGUUGCGGCUAACUUUGUUGAAACAGUCGUCACCAUGAUUGGCUGCUUUCGGGUAGCUUUCCUGAUGCAGUUAGCACUAAAAUGCAUUCUCUUUCCCUACUACAGAUAUCUUAUAUACAUCGGCCCUCUUCAAGUCUUCAAUAUCACAGCAACGUCUUGAUCUUGUUCACUGCUAGCUCAUCGACCACACCUGUAACCUUUCACAAUGACUGUAUCCGAGGCCUCUUUUUCGGCGCCGGCCAAAACCGUCACGUUCAAUGGCCUGCUCUUUGAUAUGGAUGGUACUAUCAUCGACUCAACGGAUGCAAUAGUCAAGCACUGGCACAAGAUUGGAAAAGAGAUAGGCGUCGAUCCUAAUGUAAUCCUCGCCACAUCGCAUGGACGAAGGUCGAUCGAUGUCCUUAAAAUCUACGAGCCAAAGCUCGCAAAUAUGGAGUAUGUCAACCAUGUCGAGGGCUUAAUACCAAAGGAGUUUGGACAAGACGCGGUUGAAAUACCCGGCUCGCGAGCCUUGUUGGACAGGCUCGAAGAAAACCUCGUUCCAUGGUCUAUCGUCACCUCGGGCACGCGGCCGCUUGUGCAAGGCUGGCUUGAUGUCAUGAAGUUGGCGCAUCCCAAGAAUCUCGUAACGGCGGAAGAUGUACUCAACGGCAAGCCAGACCCCGCGUGCUAUCAGAUGGGCGCAAAGAAGCUGGGACUCCAAGAAAAGGAACCUUCCAUCGUUGUCUUUGAGGAUGCGCCCGCAGGCGUUAGGUCUGGCAAGGCAGCAGGGUUCGUAGUGGUGGGACUCUACACAACCCAUACACUAGAACAGCUGAUAGAAGCGGGCGCAGAUUACAUUGUCAGGGACAUGCGCAGUGUCACCCUGAAAUCCUGGGAUAAGACGACUGGGCAAGGAGCCAUACAGAUAGAAAAUGCCUUGGUUUAGGCAAGAAGAGCCGACAAUGACAAGUACCUUACUCAUUCUUGUGUGGACGACUCAGUGCUUUGCCAGGGUUGUUGAUGCGCUUACUCGACAC
This is a messenger RNA of Alternaria alternata, 1120 nucleotides long. Its product is annotated as HAD-like protein. Gene Ontology annotation, molecular function: beta-phosphoglucomutase activity; sugar-phosphatase activity. The coding region runs from base 307 to 1029 and encodes 240 amino acids. The transcript has 5 exons. NCBI's taxonomy places the organism in Eukaryota, Fungi, Ascomycota, Dothideomycetes, Pleosporales, Pleosporaceae. The record is from RefSeq and is a predicted model, not a curated record.